CUUCCCCUGGAGCCCAGCCUCUGGGUGGCCCAGCAUGGAGGCAGCCACAGCUCCGGAGGCGGCCUUAGGACCCACACUGAAGGUGAAAGAAGCCAGCCCAGCAGAUGCUGACGGACCUCAGGCUUCACCCCGGCAGGGGGCCGGCAGCCCCCUUCCCCAGCUCCUGCCCCCCAUAGAAGAGCACCCCAAGAUCUGGCUACCUCGGGCCCUGAGGCAGACCUACAUCAGGAAGGUUGGAGACACUGUGAACCUUCUAAUCCCAUUCCAGGGCAAACCCAAACCUCAAGCCAUCUGGACGCGUGAUGGCUGUGCCUUGGACACCAGUCGUGUGAGUGUGCGGAAUGGGGAGCGGGACUCUAUCCUCUUCAUCAGAGAGGCCCAGCGUGCGGACUCGGGUCGCUACCAGCUCAGUGUGCGGCUGGGCGGGCUGGAGGCCACCGCCACCAUUGACAUCCUGGUGAUUGAGAGGCCAGGCCCUCCUCAGAGCAUCAAGUUGGUGGAUGUCUGGGGCUCCAGUGCUACCCUGGAGUGGACUCCUCCCCAAGACAUGGGCAAUGCGGCCCUCCUGGGAUACACGGUGCAGAAGGCUGACACCAAAUCUGGGCUGUGGUUCAGCGUGCUGGAGCGCUAUCACCGCACCAGCUGCACGGUCUCCAACCUCAUCGUCGGCAACUCCUACGCAUUUCGAGUCUUUGCUGAGAACCAGUGUGGGCUCAGCGAGAACGCCCCCGUCACUUCCGACCUGGCCCACAUCCAGAAAGCAGCUACUGUUUACAAGACCGAGGGCUUUGCCCAGCGAGAUUUCUCUGAAGCCCCGAAGUUCACCCAGCCCCUGGUGGACUGCACUACGGUCAUUGGCUACGACACCCAGCUCUUCUGCUGCGUCCGUGCCUCCCCCAAGCCGAAGAUCAUCUGGCUGAAGAACAAGAUGGAUAUCCAGGGCAACCCCAAGUACAGAGCCCUUACUCACCUGGGAAUCUGCUCCCUGGAAAUCCGCAAGCCUGGCCCCUUUGACGGAGGCAUCUACACCUGCAAGGCGGUUAACCCCCUGGGGGAGGCGUCCGUGGACUGUCGGGUGGAUGUGAAAGCUCCUAAUUGAGGCACCCUAAGCGGAAAUGGGUAACUCCGAGGAAGGAAGCCUGUGGCAAGACUGUGUUCUUAAGAAGCUCCAGUACAGUGUCUGUUUGGACUAAUCUAAAUAAAAGUGUGGAUGCUCAGUGCAAAAGUGUCCAUCUGUUUGAGGCUUUCUAUAUAGAAAACCACUAAGAAGACUGCAAUCCUUUAGCCAGACUUAUGGAAUCUCUGCACCUCCAAGACUCCUCUUUCUCUUCCUAUAUCCAUGUUCUCUUCCACAGAGAUCCCUAACACUGUCUUUUUCUCUAGACAGUCAUGACAGCGCUAUACAGUAUCAGGUGCUCAAAGGGAUAUUAAAGAUGACCUGCCCUCUUCCUCUCUGCGCUUUCCAGUAUAAGUUGGAAAACUGGAUGCAAUUCUAUUAUAGAGAAACAGACAACAGGAUACAUGAAUACAUGCAUAACUAA
Cervus elaphus (red deer) is the source of this 1541-nucleotide messenger RNA. It is a transcript of the gene MYBPHL, whose product is annotated as myosin binding protein H like. The transcript is spliced from 9 exons. The record is from RefSeq and is a predicted model, not a curated record. Bases 35 to 1099 code for a protein of 354 amino acids. Lineage: Eukaryota; Metazoa; Chordata; Mammalia; Artiodactyla; Cervidae. Gene Ontology annotation, molecular function: protein binding.